Messenger RNA from Entelurus aequoreus (snake pipefish), 3471 nucleotides. It is a transcript of the gene b4gat1, whose product is annotated as beta-1,4-glucuronyltransferase 1. The transcript is spliced from 2 exons. Gene Ontology annotation, molecular function: glucuronosyltransferase activity. Lineage: Eukaryota; Metazoa; Chordata; Actinopteri; Syngnathiformes; Syngnathidae. The record is from RefSeq and is a predicted model, not a curated record. The coding region runs from base 1429 to 2700 and encodes 423 amino acids.
UUUACUGAUAAGAAUUUAGUGACAGAUUUCCCUUCAUAUUCUUACUGACUUUGGUGGCGCACUGCAUAAAUGCUUGUUUUGCAUGGCAGAGGUUACUGGGUUAAAUCUCAGUCAGGGUUGAUAUAGCAUGGUGACAUUUUUUAUUUUGCACUUAAAAUAUAUCAUUAAACUAUUUAUUUGCCACAAAGCCGUUCAUACAAAAUUGCAUUAAAUCAAAUUCAAGUUUAAUUAAAGUGUACAAAUAUUUUCACAAAUUUAAAAAAAAAAGGGUGUAAUGGGGAGUGACAAGGGCCUCCAAAAAAAAUCUGCAUAGGACUAUAAUUUGGUCUGCGGCGUUCCUGUUCCCAUCACACAAAAUACUUGGAUUAUUGGCACCAUACCAGUUGGACUAGUUACUUUGCUUCUUGAGUGCAGGCAUUACGGUAAGUAAUAGGUUUGGGCGAUAGUGGGAAUUUUGGUAUCAAUCCGAUACCAAGUAAAUGAAGAGCCACUACGUGAAAUGUCAAUCAUUUAGUAAUUUGUGAAUUUGUAUCUAGUUGAUUAAUACUAUGAUACAACAGGAAGAACUCUAUAACAAAAUCCUACUAUUCUAAAACAGUGUACUGGUUUAAAAUGCAUUGGUAAUACACUCAAUUAUACAACUAUCAGAGUAAAAAGUAAAUUGUGCAAACUUAGAAUGCAACAACAUAACAAACAUGUCAAAAUAACAUACUUAUACUGAGUGAGCAAUACAUAACUUGCUGGAUUUACAGACGAGAAACUGCAGCUAAAGCGUCGAUCCCAUCACGGUAGUAUCAAUCCGCUACCAAUACCCACCUUGGUAUCGGUACUAUCCAUGCCUAGAUCGAUCCGCCCCUCAAUAGAAAUUGGAUCGUGAGGAUCUGUUUAAAAGAUCCGUCUAGUUAUUAUAGGUUAGUUUGAUAAAGGAAACAAACACCGGUAGCACUUAAAAGACAAGAUGUAGAUCAGAAUAAAAAAAUAUGAAAUAUGUUUUUAUUAUUGUCGGACUCUGACUUGUCUUAUAGUUCAGGCGCCAGUCGGGUGACACACUCAUGCAACAUGGGUAGUUGAUAAUAAAAGGGGCUUCCGAACGCAUGUGCAAAUCGGUUCUCCGCUGUCACUUAAAGAGCUGGUCAAAAAAUUCGUUUCGUUCGCGAACGUCACAUCUGAGCGGCUAGCGCCUCGCAGUGAGACAAAGACGGUGGGUCCAUGGCAAUAUUUGACAAUCUUCCGCGAAACACAUAUUCUUUUUCUCAAGUUUCUAACAAGUCGUCGAGUGUUAAACAUUUGACUGCCAGUAGACAGUCAACAAGCUAGGCUAGGCCGCUAGCUUCAGUUUAGCAAUGUAGGCUACGUCAGCUAGCUCGGAAGCAAGCACGCAUCCCAAACAGCAGCCGUCCUCUCACUUUUGGCUUUGGUUCUUGUGGAAUGCAUCUGUCCAAGAAAUGUUCCGCCUUCAGAGUGGUGCUGAGUGCUCUCCUGCUGGUGGCGCUGCUGCAGCUCCUCUACUUGUCCUUCUUGUCCAAGUUCCACGGCAAACAGCAGCGAUACCGCUACUCGGAACUCUUUGGAGGCUCCCGUCCGGAGAACAUGGAACACCCCGAGAGGAACUCACGCAAGGAACGUCUGAGGUACUCUCUCUCCACGGGGGGCAUCUUUGACAACAGUGGACAGUACCGAGUGUACAAGAACCUGAUUAAAAGCGAGCAGAACCCGGCCAACAACGUCCUGACUUUGGCGACCCACGCGAGUAUCAACAACCUUCACCACCUCGAAGCUCUUGUGGAGAGGUGGCAGAACCCACUCUCAGUGGCUAUCUUUGCUCACGGACAGGAUGUCAAGUUUGGCACGGCUCUGGUGUAUGCGCUCAGCGUCCUGUGUCCUCACGUCCAGGCCCUGGUGGACUUCCACCUGGUCUGCCUCUCGGGGGAGACGGCCAGCUUUCCCGAGCAGGACCACCAGCACUUUGCAGGCCUGGACGACUGUGCCGCCGUCUUUUCCAGGCUAGACUCCCACAGGGACAAAUACAAAAACUAUGUCAUCAGUGGAAACGUAUCCUACCCCAACAACCUUCUUCGGAACGUGGCCCAAGGAGGCGCAGAGUCGUCUUACAUCCUGGUGAUGGACAUGGACAUGAUGCCCAGCGCCGACCUGCACCGAGACUUCCUGGCCAUGGUGGUGAGGCGCGAGCCGGUCCCCAACCAGGUGUUUGUCUUACCUGCAUUCGAGAUCCGCCACGCCAGAAAGAUACCGGCUACCAAGGCCGAGCUGGUGCAGCUCUACCAGGUGGGCGAGGUGCGGCCGUUUUACGAGGAGCUGUGUACUCGCUGCCAAGCCCCUACCAACUACUCGCGGUGGGUCAACGGCCACGUCCGAGGCAGCGACGCCCUGGAGGUGGCCUACACGCUCACCUGGACUGAUCCCUGGGAGCCCUUCUACAUCGGCCCGCGUGGCGUGCCGCUCUACGACGAGAGCUUCAAGCAGUACGGCUUCAACCGGAUCAGCCAGGCCUGCGAGCUUCAUGUGGCUGGAUACCGCUUCUCUGUUCUAAACUCGGCCUUCCUGGUCCACCGCGGCUUCAAGAUCCAGGGGGAGUUCCACGCCAAGAAGGACGAGGAGAACAAACGCAACCGGCUUCUGUUCCGCAGCUUCAAAGAGGCUCUGAAGAGCAAAUAUCCAUCAUCUAGCAGGAGAUGUUGAGAACACUCGUUUGGACUCCUGAAACCACAUUUCGGUCAAUGACACUGGCGGCCACUAGAUGGCAGCAGGCGCCCUGAUGGUACUUGGGUGUUGCCAGUGCAUGUGAUGCGCUGCAACAGGGCCCAGUAAAUCAGAUGUCUUCAUGUUUGUCAGCCUGUCCACGUAGCAUCUGUAGUGCCUGAGCCUUUGUUGUCAUUUCUGCACAGUAUUUAUUGUAAAGUCUUACGGUUAUUUAUGCUACGUUGCACUGAGUUGUAUUUCUUUUGACUUUGUACUGUUUCUUAAUAAAGCUGCAGGAGGACAACGGCCAAAACAAACCCGCAUUUUUUUAAAUAAAUGAACGUAACAUUUUUUAACAAAGUAUUUAUAACCGGAGUAAAAGUCCAUGACCCAUUUGGAGUAGCAGCAUUGCUCUAUUUAAAUUUAACAAGCUGAAUUGUAUUCCCCAACUGUCUGAAUCUGCUUAAAGUGUCCAAAGUGCAGACCCAAAGGCCAUUUUUGUUUGCAGCUCAUUUUAAUUGGGCCUCAGCAUAUUUGGUAAAAUCCGAUCUUUUUAUGUAUAGUUGUUCACAUUACCCCAAAAUUGUACUCGUAUUUUGUGUAUAACCUUUAAUAAAUGAAAUAUUUUUGUGCAGUAGGGCUGCAAAUUGAUUAUUUUAGUAAUUGAGUAAUCUAUCGAUUAGUUUGUUCGAUCAAGCAAGUAAUCGGAAAACCCCCACUUAAUAGCCUCAACAUGCAUUUCAGAGAAAAUGGUAUAAAUAAAGAUUGUUC